AUGUCAACUGUAAAUAAAGAGAUUCAACAUCCUCCAACAAAAGAAUGUAUUAGUCGAUUACGUAAAGAAUUUUUAGAGAUAAAUAAGAAUCCAGUUGAGAAUAUAGUGGUUUGUCCUCAUCCAGAGAAUAUCUUGGAGUGGCAUUAUGUUAUUUUGGGACCAGAGAAUACAGUAUAUGAAAGUGGUUUAUACUAUGGCAAAUUAAUUUUCAAAUAUAAUUAUCCUCUAUCACCACCAUCGAUUAUUAUGACAACACCUUCAGGUAGAUUCCAAACUGAUACAAGAUUAUGUCUAUCUAUAAGUGAUUAUCAUCCAGAAUCAUGGUCACCAUCCUGGUCAGUUUCAAGUAUUUUAAUUGGACUUUUAUCAUUUAUGGUCGAUAAUGAUUCAACUUUAGGAAGUAUCAUCACAACAAACGAUGAAAAAAGAAUAUUGGCAUCUAAAUCUACAGAGUUUAAUAAGAAGAUACCAACAUUUUGUCAACUUUUCCCAUACCUCGUUGAGGAUUAA
Messenger RNA from Heterostelium album PN500, 510 nucleotides. Its product is annotated as ubiquitin-conjugating enzyme E2. The coding region runs from base 1 to 510 and encodes 169 amino acids. The record is from RefSeq and is a predicted model, not a curated record. The transcript is spliced from 3 exons. NCBI's taxonomy places the organism in Eukaryota, Evosea, Eumycetozoa, Acytosteliales, Acytosteliaceae.